Molecule: messenger RNA, 1468 nt
Organism: Tripterygium wilfordii
Lineage: Eukaryota; Viridiplantae; Streptophyta; Magnoliopsida; Celastrales; Celastraceae
Product: fructose-1,6-bisphosphatase, chloroplastic-like
Exons: 4
Coding region: 42-1274 (410 amino acids)
Biological process (GO): sucrose biosynthetic process; fructose metabolic process; fructose 6-phosphate metabolic process
Cellular component (GO): cytoplasm; cytosol
Molecular function (GO): fructose 1,6-bisphosphate 1-phosphatase activity
Source: RefSeq, a predicted model, not a curated record
AGCAAGCAAGUCUGCAGCAACAAACCCAAACAUAAACAGAGAUGGUGGUGGCAAUUCCAAUUCCAACCCCGUCGUCGCAGUUCCUCUUCCGUACCUCUCGCUCUUCCGUUUCCUGCCUCUCUCUUCUCCAUCUCUGUCCCCGCUCGAAACAACCGCAUUCCAGCACUUCUUUUGCUACUGUUCGCUGUAACGCUCUGCAAUCUCCGGUGAUACAGCCGGAAAUCAAGACUAAAGAUAGCAAUAAGAGGAGUCAUUUCGAGAUCGAAAACCUAACGACAUGGCUGUUGAAGCAAGAACAGGCAGGCAGCAUCGAUGCCGAGCUCACUAUAGUCCUCUCCAGCAUCUCAUUGGCCUGCAAGCAGAUCGCGUCGCUUCUUCAGCGAUCAAGCAUUAUCCAGCUCACCGGCGGGCAUGGCACCAUUAAUAUCCAAGGAGAAGAUCAGAAGAAACUCGACGUUAUCUCCAAUGAGGUGUUCUGCAAUUGUUUGAGAUCGAGCGGUAAAACAGGGAUUAUAGCGUCGGAGGAGGAAGAUGUGCCUGUUGCAGUUGAAGAAACCUACUCUGGUAAUUACAUUGUUGUGUUUGAUCCUAUCGACGGGUCUGCCAACAUCGACACAGCACUCACUACUGGAUCAAUCUUUGGCAUAUAUGGCCCUGACAGACAAUGCCUAAUCGAUAUUGAUGAUGAAUCCACGCUCGAUCAAGAAAACCAGAGGUGCAUCGUCAACGUUUGCCAGCCAGGGAGGAACUUAUUGGCGGCUGGUUAUUGCUUGUAUUCAAGCUCAGUGGUAUUCACACUUUCAAUAGGGAAAGGUGUCUAUGCCUUCACCUUGGACCCCACUUAUGGGGAAUUUGUACUAACACAUGAGAAUAUCAAGAUACCAGCAUCUGGUAAGAUAUACUCAUUCAAUGAAGGAAACUAUGAUCUGUGGGAUGAUAAGUUGAAGAACUACCUCUGCCACCUCAGGCAGCCGGGAUCCAAUGGCAAGCCCUAUUCCGGCAGAUACAUUGGCUGCUUGGUUGGUGAAAUCCAUAGAAUGCUUCUUUGUGGUGGAAUCUAUGGCAACCCCAAGAACAAGAACAGCAAAAAUGGCAACCUGAGGCUCUUAUAUGAAUGCGCACCAAUGAGCUAUCUAGUAGAACAAGCAGGUGGCAAAGCAAUAGAUGGUCAACAGAGAAUACUUGAUAUUCAACCAGUAGAGAUACAUCAGCGCACCCCAAUUUUCAUCGGAAGCCAAGAUGAAGUGGAGAAACUCCAAGGUUACCUGGCCUGAAAAUAAUCUUGUCCUAUCUAAUAUUUGCUUGAGCAGUGCAAGUCAUGACAUUCAAAUGAAGAAUCUCUUCGGAAAUUUCUACAAGUCACAAAGAAUUUGGCUAGUGUUGAACAAUUACUGUGGUUAGACAUCGUCUUCAAUACUUGCUGUACUGGAACUAAGUCAUCUCAACGGUAAGGUGAUCAGCUUCUCUC